Molecule: messenger RNA, 1681 nt
Organism: Moneuplotes crassus
Lineage: Eukaryota; Ciliophora; Spirotrichea; Euplotida; Euplotidae
Source: the annotation of a GenBank genome assembly
UUAAGAAAUCUUUUGUCAAUAAUGGAAUGACCCAUUUGCUUGAGAGACUGGUCUAUGACCUUGGUUCCACUGAUAAUACAAUGUGGACAUAGCUACUGCAAAGAAUGCAUUGGACAACUAGUGAAGAAUGGUAAUAUGAAUUGCUGUAUUUGCAAGGAAGACAACAAGUUCACAGCUCUUUCAGAUUUAGAGAUUAAUCUGACUUUUCUGAAAAGAAGUCAUUAUUUGCCAGAAAACCCUGGAUCUGAGUAUUUAUCAAAGAAACUUAAUAUUGAAAUAUUUAAGGAUUACAGAUGUCUUGACCAUGAUGCUCCAGUUCAUUCAUAUUGUCCGGAUACCAUGGAAGUCUUCUGCUGUAAAUGUGAGAAUGAUAAUAACGAAGAGGCUAAAAAUGUGACCAGAAUUCCUGAAGUUGUUCACCAGUUAAAGACUUGUCUAAACUCUCAAAGACUAAAGAACAAGCAAGCAUCUUUACAAAUGAAAUUUGCUGAGAAGGUGCUUGAAGCUCAACUAGAGAAAUCUAAAAUGGAUAACCUUCAGAAAAUAGAAGAGCAUUAUGAUAACCUUCAAAAGCUUUUAGAGCAGAGAAGGCAGCAAGCCAAGAAAGAGUAUCUUGAUAAAUUUGAAGACUAUUUUAAAUCACUUGAUUGUUUUGAGACUAUCAAACAAGUGAGAAAGCAUCUUGCUGAAGUCGAGCAUCUCAUAAAUGACAAAGACAAAGGUAAAAUAGGUGAUUACUGCCAGAGCUGAAUUGAGCUCAGUAACUUAAAGAAUGAGGUAAAUCUUGCUGAUUUUGAUGCUCCAAAAGAGAUUUUGAUGUUUGAGCCAGAAGUAUCUCAAAAUGAAACCUCUGGAGCUGAAUAUACAUCAGUGAAUUACACAAUAGAGUUGAAGCCUUAUAAAUUUAAUGCUGUCCAAGAUAGCAUUGAUAUCACAAAAUGCUGGUAUUGCCACCAUUGUGAAACCCAGAACAGUUCUAUAACUAAUUGCUUAUCUUGCUCUGGUUGCUUGACUCCGCGUCCAAUUGAGUAUUAUGAAUCGUUCUUCAAAAAUUACAGAUAUGCAAGUUUGGAUGACUUCAAACUUCUAGAAGAGAGACAGAAAUCAGAGGAAGAACUGAUAAAUUCAUUGAAGAAGCCAUCUUAUAAGGAUAAGGUUUGAUAUGUGAUUAAUGAAUCAUGGCUAAUAUUUUGGGACCAUUACAUCACUCAGAAAAAGAAGGCAUAUAAUCUCCAGACUGAUGAAGAAUCACUGAUUAAUAAUUAUGUUCCCCAUCCAGGCCAAAUUAACAAUCAUAUUUUGGUUAGAAAGCCCAAAGAGGGUCAGGAAGCUGUGGCCAAAUAUAAAGAUGUAAAUCCUCGUGUUUGGAAUGCCUUCUACCAAAUUUAUGGUGGAGGUCCUAAGGUUCAUAAGAGAAAUAAAAAGGAUAGCAAGUUGAGUAUGAGGCCUUUACAAGAUCCUUAUGAAGCAGAAUUUAAUGCAAAGAUUGAGAAGAUAAAGAAGAAAAAUUCUUUGCUAGGUAAAGCUAAGCCUAAGAAUCCUCUUCACCAAAGACCAAGGACAGGAAUAAGGCACAGAGUGAAGGGAGCAUCUGCAGGAAUCUCUGAAAGACAUCUUACUAAAAGAACAAAUGCUUCAAAGAAGGACAUGACGUUCUAACCAACAGCCCAUAGAUUAUAGA